Messenger RNA from Pangasianodon hypophthalmus (striped catfish), 13051 nucleotides. It is a transcript of the gene mafa, whose product is annotated as v-maf avian musculoaponeurotic fibrosarcoma oncogene homolog a (paralog a). Lineage: Eukaryota; Metazoa; Chordata; Actinopteri; Siluriformes; Pangasiidae. Gene Ontology annotation, molecular function: DNA-binding transcription factor activity, RNA polymerase II-specific; RNA polymerase II cis-regulatory region sequence-specific DNA binding. The transcript has 3 exons. Bases 458 to 1552 code for a protein of 364 amino acids. Gene Ontology annotation, cellular component: nucleus. The record is from RefSeq and is a predicted model, not a curated record. Gene Ontology annotation, biological process: regulation of transcription by RNA polymerase II.
AAACUCAUCUGCCGUUGUGUUGGCUUUUCAAAAUAACUCCCACACGUUCCUCACGUCCGAGUCGACGCUGUCCGCAAGUGCAUUUCCUUCUUUUCUCUUUUUUUUUCAAACUUCUCUCAGUUGCUCUUGCUGCGGUCUGCACGAUGUGAUUCAGGACGAGAGCGCACAAAAAAGUCUUCCAUGUCCCAAACGCAAAAAGAGAGAGAGAAAGAGAGAAAGCCUGAAGAGCUGCAGCUGGGAUCUUGGAUGCGUCUGCGGGACAGUGUGUGUAAAGGUUGGAGUUGAAAGGCUGGGGAAAGAAAAGACAAGAAAAGAAAAGGACUUCUUUUGCAAUCUUUGUUUUUAAUUGAAGAAGGAGGGAAAAAAAAAAGACAUCAAGCUGGCUCACUCUCUCCCGGCCCACACCGCGCUGACAGCCGCUCUUCAGCCCCUGUGGAGGAGCGUCACCGGGAAGCGCAUGGCGUCCGAGCUGGCGCUGAGCUCCACCGAGCUGCCCACCAGCCCUCUCGCCAUGGAGUACGUCAACGAUUUCGACCUGAUGAAGUUCGAGGUGAAGAAGGAGCCUGCGGAGACCGAGCGCGUCGGUUUGACCCAGUGUGGGCGCCUGCUCGCCGGAGGCUCCCUGUCUUCUACGCCGAUGAGCACACCGUGCAGCUCGGUGCCGCCCUCUCCGAGCUUCUCGGCGCCUAGUCCCGGUUCAGGGGGCGAGCCCAAAGCGCACUUGGAGGACUUUUACUGGAUGGGUGGCUACGCGCAACAUCAACAACAACAGCAGCAGCAGCAGCAACAACAUCAGCAGCAUCAACAGCAGCAGCAGCAGCAGGCGCCGUUAAACGCGGAGGCGCUGGGGUUCGGCACGGAUGACGCCAUGGAGGCGCUGAUCAGCAGCGCGCACCAGCUGCACGCCUUCGACGGCUACGCGCGGGCGCAGCAGUUCCCCGCCGCAGAAGAAGUCGGGCCGGCCGCGGCCGUGGUGUCAGCCGUGAUCGCCGCCGCGUCGGCUCCUCAUCACCACCACCACCAUCACCAUCACGGCAGCAGCGCGCAUCCAUCCGGCGCCGCGAGCAACCACAGCCAUAACCAUCAUCAUCACCACCACCAACAGCAGCAGCAGCAGCAACAGCAGCAGCAACACGGACACGCACACGCGCACGGGCACGGGCACGGCCACGUGGAUGAGCGCUUCACGGACGAGCAGCUCGUCACCAUGUCGGUGCGCGAGCUGAACCGGCAGCUGCGCGGCGUCAGCAAGGAGGAGGUGAUCCGCCUGAAGCAGAAGCGGCGGACGCUGAAGAACCGCGGCUACGCGCAGUCGUGCCGCUUCAAGCGCGUGCAGCAGCGGCACGUGCUCGAGGGCGAGAAGACGCAGCUGCUGCAGCAGGUCGAGCACCUCAAGCAGGAGAUCGCGCGCCUGAUGCGCGAGCGCGACGCGUACAAGGAGAAGUACGAGAAGCUCGUGAGCAGCGGCUUCCGCGAGAACGGCUCGAGCAGCGACAACAACCCGUCGUCGCCGGAGUUUUUCAUGUCUUCCAGAAAGUUCCUUCACCUGUGACUGUGACCCCGCCCCCAAAGCCCCGCCCUGAAGAAUGAGAUAUCAUGGCAACCUGAGCGGCGAGCGGUGAGACUUGUGGCCCAGGGCUUCCCGAAAAAGCACAACUGCGCCCAUGUAGAUGCUCCGUCUUCACUUCCUUCACCUACGGCUCUACUCUUUGAUGCCUUGUUCUACCUCCAGGCUUCCCUCCUUUAAUUACACCUACGGCUUCUUUUUCUAUCAACUGCGAAAGUGCGAUCCAAGAGAGAUGCUGGAGGUCACAUUUUCUCUUUGGUUGGAAAAAAAAACAGCAUGUUAGGAUAAUUAGCACGACUGUCUUCCAGUAGAGGCGUCCCUCAUGAUGUCGCUCAUAUGCCAUUGUAAUUACCACCAGUUUUUUAUUUUUCAUAAAGGCAGUCUUCCUUCAAUAUAUACCUGUAAAAAUGUUAUGUACAAGAGCAUGGACACUGACUAGCCAAGUCCUCAUAGACCAUUUGGAUUAAAUCUAAGAUAUAUUUUUUAAAUCUGUUUUAAGUUUUCCUUAUAGUAGACUGAAAUUGGGGACAUUUUCCUAGAAAUUACAGAUCUCAUGGAUCAUAAUGCUGAUUAAGUUGCAACUGUAAUACACUCCAGAUAUCCUGAAGGAGAAGGAAAGUGGUUGAAGAAAGGAUUUGAAAGUGAACAGAAUCAUCUCGACUCGGAUAAUUCACUUCAUUCUUCUCCAACAAAACUAAAACUUGGGUGUUAAGCUCAAUACAUUUAUUCAGAGUCCACAAGUUCUUCAUCCUUCUUCUCCGUCCUGUCUCUAAUUUGGUGAACAGAGGAUGGGACAGUAUGUGACCAUUCAUGCUGGACAUGAUCGUCUCCUUGGCCUUCUGUUCAUCGACUAUGGGAGCUCUACUGACCUGAAGAACAUGUGCGAGAGUUCCGUGUAGGAGCUAUCACUAUCCGAACUGCAAUCCCUUGCCUGAAUUCACAGUGCAGUUUAGGCAGGCGAUGCGGAUCGGGUAACGAUGAUGCUGUCUGAUCUGUUAAAAAGAUCUGUGUUAAAGUCUUAGGGCUUGACUCGAUCCACACACACACAUUUAUAACAUACAAAUACGCAAAAACCCAGCAAUAAUAAUAGUAAAAUAAAUAAAUAACCCUUCAGUAAAAAACGUUUGUUAUUCUGGAUAGUAUGGGAGAGUAUGAUCUCCAAUCUUUAUGUUCGGUAACUACAAAAUAUCAAAUCUACCAGUUAAGUUAUCAAAUUUCCAUAAAUAGAUUCUUUAGUCCUGAUCAAUAAGCAUUGUUUUAGUUGGAAUGACCAAGAUAAUCAAUAUAAAAAGAAAGCUCUAUUCUAAAACUGGACUAAUAACAAUAUUUUAGUUUUUUAGAUGCUUAAGACAAAAGGCCACAUGUAUUUUUCUUCAGAAUUUUAAAUCAGUAAAACAUUUCAGUUACUAAAAGACAAUUAGCUGUGUUAACUGAUGCUAUUCCUAAUGCAGUUACUAUACUUGUAACUCUAAUGUCAUGAAAUGACACACAUGCAUGGUACAGAUCAGGCAGCGUCAUAAAAAUGUAAUAAAAUGUGCAAGAGCGCAAAAGUGGAGCGCAUGCACAGUGCAAAUCAAGGCAGAACAGGGCUUCACACGUGACAAGGAAUCAACGAAUAUGCAAAGUUCUUCAAAUGGACAAUCUGAAGAGCUACUCAUGGAUGUGCUGGCAUGAAAUGGUUAAAAUCCAUAGACAAAUCCAUGGUGAGGAACUUCAUCAUCACCUCAACAUCCAGCUCGUUGAGAUCAUCCAGCACAACACUUCAGCACGGGGCGAGAGCUACACGCAGGAGGACACGGAUGGAGAGAAGACAAUAAGUAAAGGGACAAUACGGGGCUUGGUUUUGUACAUAAUGUAAAUUUAGUGUGUAUAGAAAUGUGCAUGCUGCCGUGUAGAUACAAGGACACUAAGGUACUAAGGAUUUCAAUUAGAGCAAAGAGGGACCCAGUCUUAAAAUGGUUUAAAGUCUUAUCCAUCACUAUGUUUCACAUUUUACACACUCCUGAUAGUGUGUUUUCUUUUCUUUUUUUUUCAUCUUAUACUGACGAACAAGCAAGGAAUCAUCAGAGGUGGAAUUUCUUUCUUUCUUCCUUCCUUCUUUCUUUCCUUCAUUCCCAGCUACUAAUAUGUGCGUGUUAACUACAUUCUCUGUGUUGUGCUUUUACUGAAAAUAAUCAAUGAUUCAAUAAUCAACAAAGAAGCCAAGUUACUGUUACCACCCCAAAGUGGAUUAUUUUCCCCUAACAGCAUGACCCAAAGUAUUUUAUUCCUCUUAUACCACAACAAUUUACAAAUGAUUAAAUGUUUUUAUUUUAUUUAUUUAAUUUUUUUAAUUAGACGCUCUUUUUCCUCUUUCUUCGAGGUAAUAAGACAAAAACAAUCGCAGCUUGUCAUGUUACAGAGACACCGUAAAGUGUAAACUCCUCUGUCCUGAAGAUAUCAGAAAAGCUACAGCUUUACCUCUGACUGUUACAAAGUGCUGACACUGGGGACUCCUUCCAUAAAUGUUAAAUAAAUAUCUCCUAACAGAAAGCUUCACCAUAUCAACAAUGUCCACUGUACAAAUCCCUGUGAAUAAAUUACUGCACUGCUGUCAGAGCUGCUGCUAUAGGAAAUUAAUCACCUUCUGACCAAUCAGAAUCCAGAAUUCAGCAGCGCUGUGGAAUAACAUAUUCAAAACAUCUCAUUAGCACCACAACAGUUUCAUUCCACACUUUCACUUGAGCAUUAAUUUUCUGUACUUUCUUUCACCCAUGGGAAUCAUUAAUUUGGGGAAAGCUGGACAAAUGGUGGUGUGAUUUUUGUUUCCUAACAGCGUUUAAGGAUUAAAAUCAGCCAGGCCAAUUAAAUGCUGCAGCGCAAAGUAGAAAAGGGCGCUUUGCCAGAAAUCGUCUAUUGAUCUGACAUUCUCAGAUCGUGCAUAUGGCCUGAGGUCCAACCAAAAAAGAUGAAUCAGUAUCUAUCUAUCUAUCUAUCUAUCUAUCUAUCUAUCUAUCUACGCCAAUUACUGCAGUAGGCCUCUUCAAUAGCAAGAGUUGACUCAUUUAAAUUUCCCGUCCCCUGCUAUCUAAUCUGCUUGAUUGAAAUGUGCCAAAUUUCAUUCUAAUGAAGAAUGACACAUAAAGCUCGGAUUUCAAUCUUACUCUUCAGAGAGAAAACACUUUAGGACUGAUAAUUCCUGAAUCACAUUCUUAAACUUUGCUUAACCCCGAAGCUAUGUUCCAAAUGUCUUAUCACUCUUUCACGGCUUUUAACACCAAACACAUGAGCAAGGUGGUCUCGAUUCGCUCUAUUGCACACUGAAAGAACUUUGACUCUUAAUCGACCCGGAAGUGACGCAUGCAUGCUGUGCAUUUUACAUUUUUUUAGAUGUGAGCCAAAGGACAAAGCUGUAGCACUGAAGAAAUGCCAGUGAGUAAAAAUGCUUUACUGGGAUGUUUUCAGCCCUACACACCCUGUCUUUUCUGUUUGUUUAAUUGUGCAUAUAUACAUAUUUUUCAUCAUAGUUGCUCUGAACUCAUCCAUAAGUCCUACAUUUUGCAGCUUCAGCUGUGUAAACUUCUAGUUACCAUGUAAAUUUUUGGCAAUAGCCUCCAUAAAGACAAUUAAUUUUUUUUUUUAAAAAACUCACAAUUUGCAUAUCUGCUCUUUUAACUGAUUUCACAGAAGGAGAUUUAAAAAAAAAGAGAAAAACACAUACAAAAAAACAUUUAAUCAGACUCCUGCCCUGGAUUAAGCAAACAUGGUGUGGGCUAAAAAAAAAAAAAAAGAGCAAAAUGAAACGUCAGUUGUCAGUAAAUGUUACUAUCAUGCCUAUUAAAGAGGCCUCUGUAGCAAGCAGUGGUACGUUUACCUGAGGCUUUAGUUGUGAAAUAUUAAUAUUCUUACGAAUUUUUCAAUGUCAGCCUGGCUGAAGCAAAGCAAUUCAGCAGCUUGCCAUUGUUGAGUUAUGACCAACUUUCUGACUAACUUUUUCAAUCUUAGGUAAUUUUCACAUUUUUUUUCUUCCAGACACGAGACAGUUUCCCCUGAGAGUGGUGAAGUGUGAAAACUAUAUUUGAGAUCAGGAGUUGUCUAGAGAGCUAAUUCCUGGUCAUCUUGAAAAUGGCGGUCUGGAAAUCGGCUAAUAUUUUGCAAACCUGAGUGUACAAAAGUGACAUAUGGAAUUGCUCAAUCAAUCCAAAGUUCAGAAUGAUUUAUUUUAUGUGAAAGCAAACCUUCGAUUAUUUGCCCUGACCCCUAAACGAGCCCAGACUCAGUCCUAGUUGGGGACUCAAGUAUUUGGAAACAUUUAACAGUCCAUGUAGAACCCUACACCAGAGAGGUUCAACCCUUUUGGAAGUAAAACUAAUAAAGUAAAACUGCAGCCUGAAACAGAUAUGUUUAAUGAAAUAUCUCUGAUGUGUUUAGCAUUUCUGCUGCUAGUCUGUUUGUUGAUGCUAUAUUUUCCUGUUUCCUGAGAGGUGUUAGCAAAUAGCAGUUGUGUGCCAGUUACAAUGGUGUAUAAUAGGAGAAAAUAUUUAAGUGGGAUAAAUCCCACAACACCACUAUCACCAGGCAGUCAAACCCGUUAACUGUUAACAUGAAAACAGACCUCUAGAACCAAAAAUACAGAAUCUCAAAAACUCUAUACUAUCCAUAUAACCUUAAAAAUGAACUGCGUAGCCAUUUCUCGAAUGCAAAUGAUACCUAAUUUGCAUCACUGUAUUGAUUUUUAAUCACAUGUUUGGCUUAAUAAGGCUAACAUCCCCACAAGAAGUGCUAAAUUAAACUUUCUAUUCAAUAUCUUCUGGUGAUAUAACUUCCAAUUAAAGCCUACAAAUAUGUGAAAAAACAAACACUGAACAUACUUGCUUCAUUUUCGUAUCAUGCACAUGAUUUUUUUUUCUUUUUUUCAUUGUCAACUUCAUGGAAAGAGAGGCCACUUUACCUUGUUACUGUAGUGCUGUUACACAGCUGUGAACUAGGCUAAUACGUGACUAAUGCAUUACAGGCUGAUUGGAUAGAGCAAACAGUGGCUGUGGAGACAGACAGUAGUGGACAGCAUGGCUUGGGUUAUGUAAUAACCUUUUUUCCCUCAUGGCCUGACUUACAUAUACUAUACUGGGUUGAUUUAAAGGGCUACCAUUCUUUUUUUGCGGUCCACACUUAAUAACUAUAAUAAAGAGGAUACUAUGAAGUCAGAUGAGUUCAGAAAAAAAAGAAAGCAUAAUGGAAUUUAUUCUUCUACAUUACUUCCCACCAAUUCUCAGGAGAUUUUCUACAUCUGACACAUGUUCAAAUGUACAUGACAUGUUUAUCCAAGCCAUGGUUUUGCCAGAGUUUUGUGAUAUAAAGAUUAGGAGAUCCUGUGAGGCAGAUGUUUUGAGAAAGGGAUUGGCAGGUCAUGGGGAUUAGUGAAUAUAUCCUUCUGUUUUUCCAGCUUUCUCGUUUGCACAGAUCUUUUCAAUCCUUCCUGGAACUGGACAUAUCUUAGACAGCUAACUCGAAUUACAAUUGGUGUGAAAAUGGGGGAAAAACUUUUAGACAUGAAGUAGAAAAUACCACAGGGAAUGUAUAGCUCAUCCAAACUGACAUGGUUUGAUUGUGUUAUGUCCUGUAGGAAAAGAGGUUUCACACUUUUUUCGGUAUAAAGACACUCCAGGAAGUGCUCUGUCUUUUCUAUCAUCUCAUACCAAAACCAAAAGGAACCAAGUUUUGGCCAUGUUUAAAACACAGAACAAUAAAAUAUAGAUGAUGUCAGAGAAACAGGGCUUCUGUGGAUUUUAAGUAAGUUACUGAAUUUCUAGCACAGGUGCAGCCCAUGGACAUAUUAUGAUCAGGUGACCUACUAAUGAUCAUGUACAGCUUGUACAACAACAAGCCCUACAACAAGCGCUUAUAGGAAAGGACUAAAGACAAGAAUCUGUGGGUUUGGAUAAGGUAGAGCUGGGGUGAGGGCUUGAAGAAACCAGAAACUAUAGAGGAAGAAAUCCAGAGGCAAACAAGAAAUGUUCAAAUAGUCUGUGGUAGUUUCUUCAGACUUUCAGACUCUACUGUAUCAUGAUUCAAACAAGGAUUUUGUUAAGCUACCUAAGGGCUAUGGUGCUGACAAAACUUUUGGUUUGCUUUGGUUAUUUUAAAAUCAAGAUAUUUGUCUUUCAGAGGCAGGUGGCAUGAGUCCAUAUGCCUUAUGUCCUGAUGACCAGAAAUCAGAGUGCAAUGUUUAAGCCUGAAUGGAGCUAAUGGCUCUGCUAAGACCACGGCAACUUAAAGAUGAGAUCACCUCUGAAGAAGACCUAUGAGCCUAGAGAUUAACUUUACCAUUCAACAUGCAACUAAUUGCUCAGAUUUGACCUCUAGUGAACUCUCAGAGUUAUUGGUUAUACACUUGCCAUCUUUCCACAGUCCUCUCGAUAAGAAUGGUGUCCUAUUGUGAGAGGAUGGUGACACCUAAAGUCUAAAGUGACUUACAAUUGAGCUGAGCUGUUAAAUGAUGAGGGCCUUGUUUAGGGACCCAACAGUGGUAGUGUGGUCUGUAUGCCAGAGCCCUAACUGCUGAGCCACCACUGCCCAUUUGUUGCCAAGAAUCAGAUCUUAUUGAAAGGGUUCAUACCAGGUUAGAGCUUCUCUUCACUCGAGAGUGUGUCAUACAGGUUUAGAGAGCUAAAGAGGUGGCUGGAGACUUUAGAGACAGGUUAGACAAUCUAUCUGUCUUCUGAAGGCUUGAUUUGGGUUUGGUACACCAAUGGAAAGCACUGAGAAAACUUAGAAUUCUAGAAAAACUAACACCAUAAAAGGUAUUCUUUCCUCUCAUGCUAAAGUAAAAUGCGUUAAAUGCACCAAUGCUCACAUAUGGUUAAGACCGAAUCAGUGCAUUCAGGCGCAAUAAGUACGUUUAUCCAUUGAGCCGCAUGUUUGGUUUCCAGGGCUUAUAAUGGCGUUCAGCUGGUGGAGAUGAGUAACUCUUGCCACAACAAAAGCCACCUGUGACAAACUCAACAGUAUUCUCGAAUUCUAGCCUGGCAGUAUGGUUUCCUAAGUGCACUGACUCACUGGAAUCCAGAAUAGAUGCAUCAGACCUGGAACAAUGGAAGCUUGGUACAUGGUGGACGUCUAGAUGAGCAGCUCAGCAGGUGGCCUCUAAAUGCCUCCCAAUGGGGGUGUGGCAGUAAUCCACUUUAUAUUAGAGCUUGGAAACAGGACUGUCCAGAAAAUCCCCUAGAACAAAGAUGGCAAAGAGGGGAAAAGAAGAAAUCUCGUUUCCUUAGGAUGUAUCUCAGCAGCAUGGUCAUUAGAACCUGACUGGAAGCAUCAAGACCAAAUAGGGUUCUGCCUUUUCUCAUUUUCCUGAUGCCUGGUUCUCUCACUUGAAAGCUAGCCAUUAAAAGCCACCUUGUCUACACCCAAUGGAAGCUUAGCUCGUUUUUUAUUUCCUUAGCCCUGCCAUGAAAUGGCCGUUCAAAUAAAAAUCGAGGCCAAGCAGCAAUUUUCAUAAAAAAAAGAUGAAAAAACGCUGUUGCUCGAGCACAAUUAAAAAGCAUCGCUCCUGUUGUAAAGCCAGCUCUCAGAGGAACUGCUCCUGCAGCCGAGGGUUAAUUAGUGUUUUCUCUUUAUUUCAAUAUCAGUGUUAAAUGUCCGCUUUAUAUCACAUGAGAGUCUGCAGACCGGCUUUUGAUGAGGCUGAGAUGAGUUUAGGCUUGAGGGGGUGCUGGGGGUGUCCCCGAGAGGGGUGUGGGGGGGUCAUAUUGCCUUGAUGAUUAGCCCCCUACCUCUUGGCCUGUGUGACCCCAGCCAGAGAUAAGCUUCAUGGCAUAACACACUAACAUGCCUACCUUACACACAUACACACAUCGGUUUGGGAAAGAAUUCAUGCGUGUUGGGGGAAACAGUCUCUUGGGGUUUUACAUGAAUUUUCAUUUUCAUUUUCAUUGGACAGCCUGUUAAAGAAAAGCAAGAGGUUCAUUUUCUUUAUUACGAUAGUGUAAUUUCUCAUGCAAGCUGUAGAUGAGGGUUUUUUCCCCAAUCAAUGUCUUCCAUUUUUUUAUAUCCUUCAUUAGAACGGCCGAGCACAAUGAACAAUACUGUAUUAACAUGUCACCCAUGAUGGUGGAUGUUUUCUUCUUUUUCUUUGCCUUUCUUUUUUUGUGCAAACUGUAGCUAAAAAACAAAUGGUUUUUUUUUUGUUGUUGUUGUUUUGUUUUUUAUUUUCAGUCAGCAUCUUCUAUUUUUGUAAUUUUUCUAUAAAUGUCACUACCCUUUUGGGUUUGUACAUUCUGUUCCAUAUUUCUUGAUGUCCUUCAUUAUAAUGGCUGACCACAGUGUGAAAAAAACAAACAAACAAAAAAAAAACUUAUCAAUAUGUCUUCCAUCACGACAGGUUUUUACUUUUAAUUUUUUCACCCCAAUCAAGUUCUUCUUCUUUUUUUUUUUUUUGGUGCAAUAUUUAUGUAAAAUGCUGCCAUAUUUUUGAAGCCCUUCAUUAUAGCAGAUGAUCCAAAAAAAAAAAUCCUUGUCAGUAUGUCUUCCAUGAUGGCAGGUGUUUUCUUCAUUUCUCGUGCAGUGUCUAGCUUCAAUCAACUUCUUUCAUUUUUUGUAAUAUUUGUAUAAAAAUGUUAUUACCUUCUUAAAAAAUUUGGUCAUUUUGUUCCAUAUUUCUUGAUGUCCUUCAUUAUGAAGGCUGAUUGUAAUGAAGAAAAACCUUAUCAAUAUGUCUUCCAUGAUGGCCGAUGUUUUCUUUAUUUCUCAAGCAACCUUUCACUGAAAAAGAAAAUCAUUUCUGAGUUUUUUGAAGGAUGUUCCAUUUUUGUAAUUUUGGUAUAAAAAUUUGACCGCGUUUUAUUUUAUUACUUUUAUUUGGACAUGUUUCUUUGCUGUCCAAAUAACAAUAUGUCUUCCAUGAUGGCCGGUGUUUCCUUUAUGUGCAAAUUUGAUCCAAGAGAAAAAUGAGACUUUUCUUAAUAGUUUUUUUUUCCUUAUUGUCAGACAUUUCUUUCUUCUUUAUUUCACUUUCUUUAGCUCUUUAACAUGUAUGUCUUCUGUGUGCUUUGAACUGUACUUUGAACUUCCACCUCAAGGAAAAAAAAAUCUUUAUUUUAUUUUAUUUAUUUUAUUUUUUUUGUUUGUUUUUGGUCCAGUACCUCAGUACCUGUAAAUAUGUUGUAAAUGUGAUGCAGCUAUGCAUGCUAAUACACUAGCAGUUUGUUCAGGUAAUUUUGUAAUCAAAAAUUCUCAUAUGGCAUGUAUAGAAAAGAAACAAUCAAGUAAAAAAAAGAAUAAAUAACAUAAAAAAAUGAAUAAAAAAUACCAUAAGAACUUCCAUUAUUAAUUUUAUCUUCAGUACACGUUUAAUUUAUAUUUUGCUGGUAGCUUGCUAAUAAUGACUGUGGUUUAUAAGGUGAUGUUCCUGCUUCAUCGGUACGGAGUGUCUGAGGUGACCAGAAGGCUAUUAUUUUAAUAAGGUGUGGACGCAAGUGACAUGAAAGAUCAUGUCUAACAUAUUGUUAAAUUAGGAAUGGGGAGGGCCUAGGGUCCAUUUAGCAAAUUUCAGUUUUGUAUAAGGAGGUGUUUUUUUUUUUUUUUAAUUUGAUGUGGAAAACAGUCCACAACUUACUUGCAAACAAGUAUUUAUGACCAAUGAAACAUAUUAUUAUUAUUAUUAUUAUUAUUAUUAUUAUUAUUAUUCAGAUCCUACACCAAUCAGAAGUCUGAUCAUUUUGCUACAGUCUUAUAGCUGUCAUAUCUUUGCUUGUAAAGUGUAUGGUUGAUUCAAAUUUCCAUCUCAGUAGAAGUAAUGGGUCAUUUUUUAUUGAUUUAGCUUUUAAUCCAGCCACAAACUACAGAUAGUCACGUAGCCCUUUCUUUGCUGGAAAACAUAUUUAAAACAUAUCCAUUUAAUGUAUGGGUAUUUUAUUGACUGAUGAAUGUUAGUAUGGCACGGAUUCCCAACCCUAGAUUCCCACUAGCAACCAGUAAAGCUUCAGGAGACUGUUCAUUUUGUUUUAUUCAUGUACUUGCAUGAUAUGAAGCUUCAUUUCAACAACUAGUGAUAUGUGAAUAUUUGAACUAUGCAGAUUUGAAGCAGUAAAGCAAUAAAUUCAAACAAUUGGCUCGAUUUAUUCCUAGGACUAAUCCCAAUCCCAACUUUCCAUUCCAACUGCCAAUUAGCUCUGGUAAAUGAAACAAAUAUGUCAUAUACAACCUUUUAUUUAAUGCGUAUAGAGACAUUACGAAGUUGGGAAGGAAGUAGCAGAGAUCAUUGUUGUCUCUGGUGAGUGUACAUAGCUAAUGCAGUUGCUUGCUUUGCAAAUGUAAUUUGAAAAUGAAGCUAAUAACAAAGACAAGCAUCUAAUUGCAGCUCAAAUAACCAGUGAACACACUGAUUACUGUGUUUUUUUUUUAAACUUGUGUUUAACUACUGACCUACUACUGUUUUUAAUUGGAUAGCUGGGCAGGCCACGCCCACAACUGACAACACAUACUAGUGUGCACAUAUGGUACAGACUAAUAUGUUGAGGAAACUAAGAAACUCAAGGCCAUAAAUUAUUAUAUCCGUGGCCUCAAAUUGUGUAACUUGAGCCCAUGAUGUAAUACGCAGUCGAAUGUUAUGUUAAUCACCAAUUAAUUAUUUGUUGGAAAACGUCUAUUUGUUUUCCAGUCAUUUCCAUGCUUAGGUUCCUAACUCAAUUCAUUUUGCUGUGUUGCUCAUUUUUUAUGAGAAAUAUUUAUUAGCCAUGAAAUAGAUCUCAAGAAAUGUAACUCCUGGCCUCAAUCUAUGAAUAAUUAUUGAUAUACAGUUAUUUUAAAAAAUAGCCACUGUGUCACUUCAGCGGCUCGGUACAUUAAGGAUGGAAGGAAAGGAUACAUUUGCGGAAAAAAAAAGAAAACGCAAAAUACAGCACUCUUUUCAAUGUACAUCGAGAACUGUAAAAAUGUUUGAUUGCAGGUUUUACUUUAUACAUUUACAAUUCUCUCUAAUCGUCCAUAUAGGGUCGGAUCUUUAGACUUAUAGGGUCGGGUAUUUUAAAAAGCUUUAGAGAAAAGAAGAAAAAAAAAGAGUUAUAGUUAGAGUAAUUGUAGACGUGAUCGAUAUCCUGUGCAUAUCGAUGCUCUUUACCAAAAUGUAACACCACCAGCUUUAGAAAUGAGGAAAUUAAUAACAGGGAUUUAAGAAAAACUCAAACGCAGUACCAUGGACAUGUGAAUACCGGCAACUAUUUCUCUACGCACUUUAGUUGCAGGUAAAGUUCUUUUGUACUUAUUUACUAAAAUUAAAACUAAAAUGCCAAGGCUUCUCAAUCAAAGCAAUGGGCAUGUCUGAGUGAUUAGCAUUGCCUCAACCCUGAAAAUCUCCAAUCUUUCACUGGACUGAUGGGUGAAAUAGAAACUGGAUCACUGACAGGGAUUUUGUUCCGGGUUUAUUUUUUAUUUUAAUUAAUUUGUUUUCCAGACUUUUCAUUUAAAACCCUGUGAGAAAUGGAGGUCUGCAGUGGUGUAAUUUUUAAA